This is a messenger RNA of Cimex lectularius (bed bug), 2099 nucleotides long. RefSeq names its product glucose dehydrogenase [FAD, quinone]-like. The transcript has a single exon. Gene Ontology annotation, molecular function: ecdysone oxidase activity; flavin adenine dinucleotide binding. The record is from RefSeq and is a predicted model, not a curated record. The coding region runs from base 99 to 1994 and encodes 631 amino acids. Lineage: Eukaryota; Metazoa; Arthropoda; Insecta; Hemiptera; Cimicidae.
UGUAGCCCCCACAUCAGUGCGAAAAUUAAUAUAUUUAUCAUAUGUUAUAAGUUUUUUGUUUGUUUUAGUUUGUUAGAACGUUGUUAACAUUGUUGUAAAUGUAUCGAGAACAAACAUGUCCCUCGCUCUUGAACGACUGUUCGGAUCAGGUGGUGGGAAGACCAGGUUUUCUCUUCAGAAGUCUCUUAAAUACCCUCAUGGUGUCUCAGUGCGCGUUGUCCUUUGUCAAGUACCCGCCUAAUUAUUCAUGCGAGACCGGUGAAGAGUUCGAUUUCAUAAUCAUCGGUGGUGGCACGGCAGGGUCUGUAGUGCUCAACAGACUCGUGGAGAUAUCCAGCUGGAAGGUGCUGAUGAUCGAAGCAGGCGAUGACCCAAAGUUAACGUCGAACGUUCCGUUUUUCCACACGCACCACUCCGAAUCCGACUGGCGAUUCUUAACUGAGCCAUCUUUUAAGAAGGGUACCAACAGCUGGAUCUGGCCAGCUGGAAAAGUACUCGGCGGUUCUUCCGUCACAGGAAGGAUGUUGUACGUAAGAGGCACCGGGGAAGAUUUUCAAAAAUGGUCUAUCAAUAAAGGCUGGAGUUACGAAGAGAUACUAAGGUAUUAUAAAAGAGCUGAAAAACUUAGGGAUAAAAAUCUCACCAUGAAUAACUUAUACGGCGUCGGAGGAUACCUCCCGAUAGAAAAAUUCAACAGCUCUUCUCCAGAAGUUAUCGGCUUGAUUGAAGCAGCAAAGCUAAACGGUUUUGACAUAUUAAAACACGCCGGUGUAGCAAAACCCGGAUAUUUGAAAGCUCACGGUAACAUCCUCAAAGGUGAAAGGGUGAGCGUGUCAAAAGCGUACCUGUUUCCGAUUCGAAAUAAAAAAAAUGUUUAUUUAAUAAAAGACGCGUUUGUUAGGAAGAUCUUGGUAGACCCUAAGACCAAGACCGCUCGAGGCGUUGAGGUGAACGUGAAAGGCAAAAUCAAAGUGUUUAGAGCUUCCAAAGAAAUAAUUGUUUCAGCAGGUGCUAUCAACACUCCAAAGAUACUCAUGCUAUCCGGAAUCGGCCCGAAACGAGAUUUGAUGAAACUCGGCAUUCCCGUCAUUGCUGAUUUGAAAGUCGGUUACAAUCUGCAAGACCACCCGACGUUCAUCGGAAUGCCUUUGAUAUAUAACUCGACGAAAUCUGGGAAAGGGUUGGAAGAGCUUGACGCCGCUUAUUCUUACUUGACGAGAAGGUCGGGGAAGUACGCGACCAUAGGUAUAUCUGAGGUUAUCGGCUUUCUCUCUUCCACCGAAAAAGGCGUUCCGGAUUUCAUGCUGUACCAUUCCAUGCUGAACAGAAACAACACUAAACAGCUAUUGGAUUUUGUCCGUUUUUAUAACUUGAAACCAGAGGUUCUCCACGCUUAUGAGAAGUUGGUUCAAGCGAACAACGUAAUCUUAGUAAUGCCGGUGUUGUUGUCACCGAAGAGUAGAGGUAGAAUCACACUGAGGAGUAAAAAUCCAGAAGACCCACCAUUAGUUUAUCCGAAUUAUUUCAGCGCAGCGGCCGACACGGAGACGAUGAUAAGGGCGAUUCGUCUCGUAAAACUGAUGACGGAAUCGUUCGCGUUCAGAAAAUACUUUGCGGAAAUAAGGCGUCUCAAAUUAAACGAAUGUUCCGACGAGCUUUUCUUUACCGACGGUUACUGGGCCUGUCUCCUGGCACAGCUAACCGUGUCUUUCAACGACUACGCUGGCACGGCGAAAAUGGGUCCGUCAGGUCAAGCUGAUUCGGUUGUUGGGCACGAUUUGAAGGUGCACGGAGUGAAGAGAUUGAGGGUGGUCGACGCGUCGAUAAUCCCUUCCCUCACAAGCAGCCCGUUGCUUGCAACGACAGUAAUGAUUGCUGAAAAAGCUUCAGACAUGAUCAAGGCUGAUUAUAUCGUAAUCAAAGCCAAUUCGACUCAGCAGUAUCUUGCCUGCAAUAAAACCGGUGUACGACAAGCCUGCUUUCCAAGUAAUUAAAUGGACUCAAAAGUAGGAAUUUCAAAGAAUGUUGGUCUGAAUUUUGAAAAACUAAAUAAACAUAUGAUUUUCCAUCUGAGGAUGAACUUCAUAUACCUAACUAUA